AUUGAUUUGGGUGGAAAUGAAAAGUAGGAAAGCUCCUGGCUUUACAAUUUAUAUACUUUUCCCUGUUUUGGAGGAAGUAAUUUUGGUCCUAAAUCUUUAAUUUUAUCCUUUACUAGAAUUUACACAUAGUCUAGACGACUAGAAUUGUGGGCUUUGGAAAAUAAUAGCUGCUUGGUUCUCCCACAAAUCACUACUGUGGACAGGCCAUCAUUUCUUAUUGGCAUAGGUACGAGUAGAAGUAGUAUGCGAGCAAACUAGAAAAUCCCAUAUUUGGCUUCUCGAUUUCUCAGUCCUCUCUCUAUAAACGGUUUUCUAGAAACAGACAAAUUUUGUGCAGAGCUCAGAGACUGAUACUAGUUUUAUCCUUUGCCUUUUCUCAUUUGAUUCAAGAUGCAUUCUUCUUAAAAUGGGAGUACAAUCUUGGUGAUGCAUGGUUUCUAAAUAGUUUAUGGCAAGCCCUGUGAAGAAGUUUGUGUCUGCUGUUAUCCUUGAUUUAGAUGGUACCCUUAUCAAUACAGAUGGAAUAGUAAGUGAUGUUUUAAAAGUUUGUUUGAUCAAGUAUGGGAAACAGUGGGAUGGGAGGGAAGCUACUAGAAUAGUAGGAAAGACUCCCUUGGAAGCUGCUACUGCUGUUGUGGAAGAUUAUGGGCUUCCUUGUUCAACAGAAGAAUUUAUCACAGAGCUCACCCCUAUGUUCUCCGCUCAGAUGUGCAAAAUUAAAGCACUUCCCGGUGCCAAUCGCUUAAUUAAGCAUUUGAGGGGUCAUAAUGUGCCUAUGGCAUUAGCAUCAAACUCUCCAAGGGCAAAUGUAGAAUCCAAAAUUUCACAUCACCAGGGCUGGAAGGAAUCCUUCUCUGUCAUUAUUGGCGGUGAUGAAGUGAAAACUGGUAAACCAUCUCCAGAAAUAUUUUUGGAAGCAGCUAGAAGGCUAAAUAUUGAUCCCUCCAGUUGCCUAGUCAUUGAAGAUUCUUUGCCAGGUGUUACUGGUGGUAAGGCUGCUGGCAUGGCAGUAGUUGCUGUACCAUCAUUUCCAAAACAGUCCCAUCUUUAUACAUCAGCAGAUGAAGUGAUGAACUCUCUACUUGAUUUACGUCCUGAAAAAUGGGGCCUGCCUGCAUUUGAAGAUUGGAUUGAGGAUACCUUACCUGUGGAACCUUGGCAUAUUGGUGGUCCUGUAAUUAAGGGAUUUGGUCGUGGCUCAAAGGUUCUUGGGGUACCCACUGCUAAUAUAUCAACAGAAGGUUAUUCAACAGUGCUUUCACAACAUCCCUCGGGCGUGUAUUUUGGUUGGGCUGGACUAUCAACACGUGGCGUGUAUAAAAUGGUCAUGAGUAUUGGUUGGAACCCAUAUUUUAACAACACAGAGAAGACUAUAGAACCAUGGCUGCUUCAUGAAUUUGAAGAAGAUUUCUAUGGUGAGGAGUUGCGCCUUGUUAUAGUUGGCUAUAUUCGACCUGAGGCCAAUUUCCCAUCACUUGAGAGCUUGAUAGCGAAGAUUCACGAGGACAGAAGAAUUGCAGAGAGAGCCUUGGAUCUUCCGUUGUACUCAAAAUACAGGGAUGAUCCAUAUUUGAGAGGCUCUUCACUGUGAUGGCAAUGAUUCAUAUAUUUCAUGGAAAAUUGGAAAGAAAAAACAUUGAUUGUGAAAUUUCUCUCAUUCCAUUGAGAUGUUAUCUUCUCUUAUAAACAUAAUGGCCAUGAAACUACAACCUGGCAAAUCCAAAUAGUUGUGACAGUUUAUGUACUGUAAUCACAAUUUCAUUGAAUAAAAUUAUAUUAUUUUAUCGUUGCUCA
Molecule: messenger RNA, 1794 nt
Organism: Jatropha curcas
Lineage: Eukaryota; Viridiplantae; Streptophyta; Magnoliopsida; Malpighiales; Euphorbiaceae
Gene: FMN/FHY
Product: riboflavin kinase/FMN hydrolase
Biological process (GO): riboflavin biosynthetic process; FMN biosynthetic process
Molecular function (GO): riboflavin kinase activity
Source: RefSeq, a predicted model, not a curated record